GACUCUGGACUAGAGAGUCCACCAAGAGUCAACAGCCAAGAGCCCGACAGAAGGUGGCACCUCCCGGCAAAACAUGGACACCUUCUUCCGCCGCCAUUUUAGGAGGAGCAGGGGGGUCGUGGCCGGCCGGCCCACCGCGGAGGAGGACUUCCAGGCCAGGCUGAGGCGGCCGAGCGUGGCGCUGGCAGGCAGUCGAGCGCGGCGGCGCUCCAGCGUGGGGCUCGCUUCCUCCUCUCUGGCACAGAGGCGCCGCUCCAGCGUGCAGCUGCAGGGAGUCCUCCAAGCCACUGGGGGGCAUUGUCCCGCAUUAACACGCUCUGUAGCAGGAGGGGGAGGGGGAGGGGGAGGGAGCAACCGCCGGCGCUCCAGCACCACUACCCCCAACGCCAACCCUCGUUUCGCCGUCGGCACACCGCGGCUGUACCGCCACCGAGCUGGACGCGGUGCUGGUGGAGGCGGUGGUGGUGGCGUACGUGGUGCCGACACACGCUUGCGGACUAUCGACACACACCUGUUGGGACCCUCCAUGCUGCUGGCCAGCCUGAUCCAGAUGAGUGAGGAGCAGGAGGAUGGUGGCAUCGUCCCCCAGCUGGGGCCACCGCAGGGGCCACAACAGCAGCAGGAGCAGGAGCAGGAGCAGGAGGUGAUGGAGCCUAGCACCAGCAGCACAGCAGAGUUGCCACUCAACCACAGCGAUAACGACAACAACAGUGACAGUGGCAGCUCGGACGGCUGGCCUGACUCGGAGGUGGAGGUGUCCGAUCGGGAGCUUGAGGAUACGGCCGCAUGGAGAUGGGGGGGUGAGGAGAGGGAGAGGGAGAGGGAGAGGGAGAGGGAGAGGGAGAGGGAGAGGGAGAGGGAGAGGCGACCGCUGGGCACCCUGGUGGAGUGCGUGGCGGCGUCGGGCAGCCGUCCGCUCAUCCGUGCCCCGCGCUGCCUGCGUCGCAACUCCUCGCUCCUUGUCACCUCGGCAACCGGUUACCACGCAAACCAGCGCUGUGGCAACAGGCAGCGGCGUGUCUCCACCAUCUCCAAAGCAGGAAGUCCCUGGCCGGGGCGGGGCCUGCCGUUGCCUAGCCGACGGAACUCCACCGCCUGUCGCCGGCUGUCCGUUUAUCAUGGCAACCUCAGCCCGCUGCUGGGAGGUUACUACGACCCCCGCUUGGAGUCCUGGAAGGGAUUCCUCUCGAAAGCCAUUGCCAAGUCUGCUCAGCAUGUGACCCAGUCCAGUGCCACACUUCCCGCCUGCAGCGGCGCCGUCCAGAUCUGCAGCAGCGUCGAUUGGAGUGAGAACGCUGCGUAUGGCCAGCAUGUUUGGUUCGAGAGCAGCGGAAACGCUGACUUCUGCUAUGUGGGAGAGCAAUACUGCUUCGCCAAGUCGCUGCAAAAAUCGAUGACUCGCUAUAAGUGUGCAGCCUGCAAAAUAGCAGUUCAUGUGGACUGCAUGGAGCAGUUAGAAAAGAUUAGUUUCAGAUGCAAACCCUCCUUUAGGGACCCGGGGACACGAAACAUUCGAGAGCCAAGUGUAGUGCGUCAUCACUGGGUACAUCGAAGACGGCAAGAUGGAAAGUGUAGGCAAUGUGGUCGAGGUUUUCAGCAGAAGUUUGCGUUCCACAGCAAAGACAUUGUUGCCAUCAGCUGUUCAUGGUGUAAACAGGCAUACCAUAACAAGGUCAGCUGUUUCAUGCUGCAGCAGAUUGAGGAGCCGUGUUCUCUUGGGGCUCAUGCCUCUGUCAUCGUGCCCCCUACCUGGGUCAUACGCAUACGCAAGUCCUCCUUAAAAUCAAGUAAAAAGAAAAAGAGGUCGGUAAAAUCCAAGGCCGGCAAGAAGGGACUUGAGGAGGGGAAGUGGAGGCACUUUGUAAUAAAGCCCUUGCCGUCCCAACACAUGAAGCCAGUGCUCGUCUUUGUCAACCCGAGGAGCGGCGGGAAUCAGGGAACUAAAAUCAUUCGAUCCUUCAUGUGGUACUUGAACCCGCGCCAAGUCUUCGAUCUCAGUGUAGGGGGCCCCAAGGAGGGGCUGGAGAUGUACAGGAAAGUGCCCAACCUGCGGAUCCUCGCCUGUGGAGGAGAUGGCACUGUGGGAUGGAUCCUGUCGGUUCUGGACCAAUUACAGAUCAGCCCUCCGCCUGCCGUGGCCAUCCUGCCCCUGGGUACUGGCAAUGACCUGGCCAGGACACUGAACUGGGGAGGGGGCUACACAGACGAGCCCGUGUCAAAGAUCCUCUCUCACGUGGAGGAUGGCAACAUUGUGCAGCUGGACCGCUGGAACCUGGAGGUGGAGCCCAACCCAGAGGCCAGCCAGGAGGACACGGACGAGAACCAGACAGACAAGCUUCCUAUCGACGUCUUCAACAACUACUUCAGCCUGGGGUUCGAUGCUCAUGUCACGCUGGAGUUCCAUGAGUCUCGAGAGGCCAACCCUGAGAAAUUCAAUAGUCGCUUCAGGAACAAGAUGUUCUAUGCAGGGACGGCCUUCUCAGACUUUCUUAUGCGGAGCUCCAAAGACCUCUCCAAACAUAUCAGAGUAGAGUGCGACGGUGUGGAUCUCACCGGUAAAGUGCAGGACCUCAAACUGCAGUGCCUCCUGUUCCUCAACAUCCCCAGGUACUGUGCGGGCACCAUGCCCUGGGGUAACCCAAGUGAGCAUCACGACUUUGAGCCUCAGCGCCAUGACGACGGCUACAUUGAAGUCAUCGGAUUCACAAUGACAUCACUGGCAACUCUCCAGGUGGGCGGGCAUGGUGAGCGCCUGUGCCAGUGUCGCGCGGCCAUCCUGACCACCAGUAAGCCCAUUCCCAUGCAGGUGGACGGGGAGCCCUGCCGACUGGCGCCAUCCACCAUCCACAUCACCCUCCGCAACCAGGCCAACAUGCUGCAGAAGGCCAAGCGGAGGAUAUCACUGCCACAGCUCAACGACCAACAUCCCAUCCCUGAGUCCAUGCAGAUCCAGGUGCGGCGCAUCAGCAUGCUGGACUAUGAGGCCCUGCACUACGACAAGGACCAGCUGAAGCAAGCCUCGGUCCCCAUGGGCGUCAUCACUGUACCUGGAGACUGCGACCUGGAGGUCUGUCGCUCCCACAUAGACAACCUGCAGGAGGGGGCAGACGGCAUGCAGUCAGACACACUGCUCUCCCAGAAGCUCUCCCCUAAAUGGUGCUUCCUGGACUCCACAACAGCAGACCGGUUCUACAGGAUCGAUCGAGCUCAGGAGCAUCUGAACUAUGUCACGGAGAUCUCUCAGGACGAGCUCUUUAUCCUUGACCCCGAGCUGGUUGCCAAGGAGACGGUAGGCACCUCCCCAGGAAUGCCUCAUUUGGUGGAGUCCUGUGGGGAGGCUUCCAGCUCCAGCUCCAGCAGGACGCCCCAGUUCCCCUUCCCCCCCUCCUCCUCCUCAUCCUCCUCCUGCUGCUGCUCCUCCAGCACCACCACCACCGCCACCGCCGCCUGCAUUCCCCCCUCCUCUCUGGGCCAAAGGUGUUCUGCUCCAGCAGCACUGGGGCAGCGUAAGCGAACGUCUAGUGACAGCUCCGUGUCUGACGCUCUGACACACAGCAACUCCACUGGCAGCACCAAAGCCGGCCUGACCAGGAGGGGCGCUAAGAUAGUGAAUGUGCAUCGCUCUAACACCACUGAGGCACGUUUCACACCUGUGGACAGCCCUGAGUGUGACCAUGCUGACAGAGAGUCGUGGACGUUACUGACUGACUGCAUCAGGGCUAAUAACACUGAAAAGCUGAAGGAGCUUCAUGUGCAGGGCGCCUCUCUGGAGCAUCAGGACUCCGCUGGCUGUACGCUGCUGCACCACGCCGUCACCGCCGGCAACAGCGACAUGGUCAAAUACAUCACACAGCACGUUUCCAAAAGCCUGCUGGACAUGACCGAGAAGGAGACGGGCCAGACGGCUCUCCACAAGGCCGCUCUCCUCUCCCACAGAACCAUCUGCAUAUACCUAGUGGACGCCGGAGCCUCCCUCACCAAGACAGACCUGCAGGGUGCGACGGCCAGAGAGAAGUGUGAGGAUCCAGAGUUGGCUGAAUACCUGGACAAGAGUGAACACCACCGCAUGAUUCAACAGGAAAACCAGGAGACAGACGUCUGAAUAACUCUCACAAACGCACACACACACACACACACACACACACACACACACACACACACACACACACACACACACACACACACACACACACACACACACACACACGCACACCGCCUCUCACGGACACAACAUACACACUAUACGCACACAGUCUGACUCUCUCUCUCACACACACACACACACACAACUAGAUGAUCCAGAAGGAGGGUCAGCAUGGGCCGUCUGAAAGACGAGCACAUACCACACACACACACACACACACACACACACACACACACACACACACACACACACACACACACGGGUCCGUGGCAUGUCCGCUCUGCCUGUGGAAGGUUAUCAGGCCGUACUCAUUCCGAGGGAAGAAUAUGGAGGAGUGCGUUGUGGAAUGUUCCUCCUCCUCAUAACCAGUGUCUUCUGGAGUCAGAGUAACCCCGACCUGACAUUGGCAUUCACAUACUGACACACAGAUGACGUUACACAAGCACAACUGACCAAAACGUGCGCACGCACGCACGCACGCACACACGCACACACACACACACACACACACACACACACACACACACACACACACACACACACACACACACACACACACACACACACACCUACACCUGUGGGCAGAGGGCCAGAUUAGGGGAUUGAAUAUGGGCUCUUGCUCUCUGGGUGGUGUUGGCCGUCUAUUUGUGGAAUGAAAUCCAUGUCAAACCUGAAUUGUAAACCUGAAACCUGCUCAUUGAACAUCAGCCUUACAUAUAUUACACUUUACACUCAUCCUGAAGCUGCUCCCUUAAACGUGAACCUUACAUGAGAAACUAACACUCUCUCUCUCUCUCUCUCUCUCUCUCUCUCUCUCUCUCUCUCUCUCUCUCUCUCUCUCUCUCUCUCUCUCUCUCUCUCUCUCUCUCUCUCUAGUAUCCCUCACACACACACGUACACACAGAGAGUCUCUUUGACACACACGUCUUACAUGACAUACAGUAUAGUACAGUAACUCAAUGUUGAAACUCGACCCGUGGUCAUCCCCCACAUGGCCACACUCUGGUCUACAUGUACCUCUUCUCUCUCCUCUGCUCUGCUCUGCUCUGGGGACAUGUGUCCGUCAUCGUUCCGCCAGCUCGGCUUUCCGCUUGUGACUGACAUGUGAUGCAGUGGUUGCCUUGGUUACGUGGAUGUGCCCUGCUUCUCACCCCCACUCCCCUUAGUAGCUUGGGCUCAGAGCUCUGCUGCGGGCCGCCCUGCUCUCCUCUCCUCUCCUCUGCUCUGCUCUGCUCUGUUUUGGUCUGGUGGCACACCGGCAGGUGGCCCAACUGCCAACCGCUAAAACAUGCCCAUCCCCAUGGCUGUUCUACUCAGUGCUUUCUAUAGAUGUUUACGUAUGAUUCUGAUGACUAUUAUUGUUAUUUUAUCCUAUUAUUCUCUGAGUACUUUAUAUAUUAUACAUGUAUACAUAGAUGUUUACUUUUAAUAAGCUUUUAAGUCACAUUUUAAUGCCUAAUGUCUCAGGCAAUGCCCGUGCCCAAUGGUGUUUAGAAAAAAUGUCGAGGCGAGCAGGGUGUUUUCAGAGUGAUGCUCAUGCCUUCAGCAAAGACGACAUUACUCGCUGCUUUUGUGGCAUCACUCUUCAAUGCCACGUUCCGUUUCCUGGUUGUUUCUAAGGGCAUGGUUGUUACGGACACAAACGAGACAGAUGGGCAGCCGAAUUUGAGCACAGCAGUAUGUCAGCCUGUGUGUGUGUGUGUGUGUGUGUGUGUGUGUGUGUGUGUGUGUGUGUGUGUGUGUGUGUGUGUGUGUGUGUGUGUGUGUGUGUGUGUGUGUGUGUGUGUGUGUGUCUGUCUGUCUGUCUGUCUGUCUGUCUGUCUGUCUGUCUGUCUCUGUCUCUGUCUCUGUCUCUGUGCCAGUGCUGCUCUAAGGUUCAUGCGCUGUGAGCUUCUUACUAAAACCUGUACAUACUGUAUUUGGACCAGAAUAACACACUGACUUUAGCAGACGAUCACUGCUACUACCCUAGGACAGGUGUUUCCUGCAUCACUGCUAACACUACAACACAGGUGAUCUCUGUGAACGCUGUGCUCCUCUACAGACUGGGGAAGCUGAAGCAUUGGUAUCUGCCACUUAUGGAGGUUCACAGCCGCCUCUUUCCUUAUGAUACUGUUCGUGUCCGCUUUGUGUGACUCGCUGCUUGUAUACUGUAUUUUCUAGCACAUAUCGACUGUUCUGGGUAAACAAUAACGAUAGAAAAUAUUAAACUUUUUUUUUUUGUAAAAUAUACUGUAUGUACCGUACCUCUGACUUUUUAGUGUUAUUUAAUCCAACUUUUCAGGCACUUACGUCCGUUUACCAGAGAGCUUUAAUAUGUCGCCAGUAUGUGCUUUGUCCAUGCUCUUUUGAGUUGCUGUGCAAUUCAGAGUUAGAAGAUAUAUUUGUAUAAAGCAUUUAACGCAAUGUGUGCUGGUUAGAUUGAAUGAUGUCUUUGUAUUAUCCCAUUGCAACCUCAGAAUGCCUCCUGUCUAUGAUGUUUGAUGGAGUAAAGUGUGUGAGAUGUAAACAAAAUAUGUUAAAAGUUUGAUAUGUUAGGUCAUAUCUCUGAUGGGAGUGGGAGCUUGUUGCUUUUUGUUUACUUGAAACAAUAAACAAUUGUUUGCUGUCUACUUGG
This is a messenger RNA of Engraulis encrasicolus (European anchovy), 6761 nucleotides long. RefSeq names its product diacylglycerol kinase, zeta b (gene dgkzb). NCBI's taxonomy places the organism in Eukaryota, Metazoa, Chordata, Actinopteri, Clupeiformes, Engraulidae. Gene Ontology annotation, molecular function: ATP-dependent diacylglycerol kinase activity; protein binding. The coding region runs from base 74 to 4102 and encodes 1342 amino acids. Gene Ontology annotation, biological process: intracellular signal transduction; regulation of synaptic transmission, glutamatergic; diacylglycerol metabolic process. The transcript has 33 exons. The record is from RefSeq and is a predicted model, not a curated record. Gene Ontology annotation, cellular component: nucleus.